Messenger RNA from Phyllopteryx taeniolatus (common seadragon), 1827 nucleotides. RefSeq names its product prostaglandin E synthase 2-like (gene ptgesl). The transcript is spliced from 8 exons. Gene Ontology annotation, cellular component: mitochondrion. Gene Ontology annotation, molecular function: prostaglandin-E synthase activity. Bases 54 to 1316 code for a protein of 420 amino acids. The record is from RefSeq and is a predicted model, not a curated record. Lineage: Eukaryota; Metazoa; Chordata; Actinopteri; Syngnathiformes; Syngnathidae.
CUGGCAGAUGUGAUUCGUGGGGAAAGUGUACCCACGCUACCUAAUCUCGCGCGAUGCAUUGUGGGACUUUAUGUAAAGCCAACAUGGCGGCCGCCUGCGCCAGAUCCCUGGGUAAGGUCGGUUGGACGAUUGUGCAAAGUCCUGUUCUCCGCCGACCCGGCAACGGCGCCCUCCUGCCGGGGAACGCCGGCUCUCGAGUGUCCCGGAGGUCCUACUUCGGCGGCGGCGGCAGGACUGGAGCCCUCUCUGGACUGCUGUGGUCUUUGCGGGGAGGCGGAACCCGUGCGCUGAGCUGCGCCUUCCUGGUCGGCGGCGGUGUUGGGCUCUAUCAUACCUUUAAAUUCUACUGGGACCAGCAGCGACACCUGGCGCAGGAGCAAGCCCAGGCGGCCCCUGCAGGAGGUGCUUCGCCGUCGGCUUCUCCAUCUCUGACGCUGUACCAGUACCAAACGUGUCCAUUCUGCAGCAAAGUGCGAGCCUUCAUGGACUACCACGGCCUGGCCUACCGCGUGGUGGAGGUGAACCCCGUCAUGCGACGGGAGAUCAAGUGGUCGACCUACAGGAAGGUUCCCAUCCUCAUGGUGGACGAGCACCUGCAACUGAACGACUCGUCUGUCAUCAUCAGCUCACUCAAGACCUACUUAGUCAGCAAGGGUUCUAGCAUGUCAGACAUUUUGCGCUGUUACCCCGAGCUGAAAUCUGUGAACGACAGCGGCAAGGAGGUGACAGAGUACAGCAACAAGUAUUGGCUCAUGCUCACCGAGGACGAGACGGCCGCCGUCUACCCCGACAAAGGCAUGCAGAAGGAAGAGAUGAAGUGGCGUCAGUGGGCCGACGACUGGCUGGUGCACCUGAUCUCGCCUAACGUGUACCGCAGCACCAGCGAGGCCCUGGCCUCCUUCGACUACAUCGUGCGAGAGGGCAAGUUCGGCGCUCUGGAGGGAGUCUUCGCUAAGUACGUUGGCGCCGCCGCCAUGUUUGUCAUCGCCAAGCGCCUCAAGAGCCGACACAAUCUUCAGGACGAUGUGCGUCAGGACCUGUACAAGGCCGUCAACGACUGGGUGGCGGCUGUCGGCAAGAAGAGGAAGUUCAUGGGCGGAGAGCGGCCCAACUUGGCCGACCUGAUUUUCACCUAUCAUGUGCAUCUGGAACGUAGCCCUCGUGAUAAAUGGGGUUCACUGUAUACUGCGGUGUUUGGCGUCCUGCGUGUGAUGGAGGGCCUGGAGGCCUUCGACGACAUGAUGGCCAACACCAAGGUGAAGCCGUGGUACCGGCGCAUGGAGGCGGCCACGCGCAACCACAAUGACCGCUCAUAGUCAUCACGGUAACCGUGUUGUUCACAAAAAAACUGGAACUGCUUUGCAGAGGACAUGGGGACUGAUCGAUGCUCAUAUGAUCGUAUUGUUUUUCUCUGGAAUAUUGCAGUCAUGCUCAAUAUUCAAUGCAAUAUAAGGUGGAGUUUUAUGCUUGUCAGUGGCUGAGCUCCUCUGUUGUAGUUUCAUUUGGGUUCCUUAAAGUCCCCCCAAAAAAAGGGAGAGGUGGAAAGAAAAAGUGUUAACUUAUUCUUGUGUUGAGCAUUCCGUCAUGCAGUAUGCUGAUGCUGCCAUAAGAAGGCGGUCUCGAGUUGUUCAUCUGACAUAAAAACCUUUAAUAAAAAUGUUUAACUAAUUAAAAUGUACUUGAACUGCAGAAGGAUUCAUGUGCAUACUUGUACAAAGCGUCAAUAAAUACAAGAAUGUGGUUUGCUGUUUUCAACAUAUGUAAACUUUUUGAUGAGCUUUAAACUGUUAUCUAUAAAUAAAAUUUGAUUUCAAAUAUUUUAUGCAA